AUGGCCCAACAAAAGAUCCCCGGCCACAACAAUGCCGUAUACGAUAUCGUGCCAAAGGAAGACCAGAUAUUCUCUGUCGAGUUCCUCGAGAUUGCCCCGACGCCCAUUAUCGCCGACCAUAUCUUCUUCGUCUACCUGCGCGGUUAUCUGCCUGAAUCUAAAAAGAAGGAGCUGGAACUUCCUGACGAGGGCCUCGUCAAUGCCACCUUUACUGUAAGCCUUUCUGCUAUCUACGCAGAUGGUAAUUACGACGAGGAAAUAUCUUAUACAGAACCGUUAAAAACUACACCCUUCGGUCCACUAGGCCACCUUACUAUUCGCGAUACCCAUGGAAUUCAGGUCGACUAUUUACCUAGUAGCGGCUCCAGUGAAAUUUUACUAGAUUUCCAGAUUCUUGCAAUGUUUUUGAGGAGCGGUAUGUGGACUUUCAAGGUCGAUUUGAGACUUGGAGAUGUAGACAAUACAUGUCUAUUUGCUGGGUCAUUAACACAAUGGUUAGAGGGGAGGCUUCAUUAG
This is a messenger RNA of Aspergillus nomiae NRRL 13137, 516 nucleotides long. RefSeq lists its product as uncharacterized. NCBI's taxonomy places the organism in Eukaryota, Fungi, Ascomycota, Eurotiomycetes, Eurotiales, Aspergillaceae. The record is from RefSeq and is a predicted model, not a curated record. Bases 1 to 516 code for a protein of 171 amino acids. The transcript is spliced from 2 exons.